Oppiella nova is the source of this 369-nucleotide messenger RNA. Lineage: Eukaryota; Metazoa; Arthropoda; Arachnida; Sarcoptiformes; Oppiidae. The record is from the annotation of a GenBank genome assembly.
GAAAUUCCCAUAAACGGAGUUAACUACAAGGGUUUGAUAAGGCAUACACUGGCUCCGACAACAACCAAAUGUUGGGAAAAUGCAAAAUCUCAGUCAUUCUACGCUAGGGACAACGUUUCGAAUUUUCUCAAAUGGUGUCGAAAGUUUGGGGUCAGGGAUGCCGUUCUCUUCGAGAGCAAACUCUUGUUAUCUCACUUUCAUUACGCAAACAGCGAGGAUCUGGUGUCUCACGUGAAUCCCCGCAAUGUAGUGCUAUGUUUGCUAGAAAUCGCACGAAUCGCGUGCACUAAGCACUCGUUCAGUCCGGCGCCGGGAUUAGUGCAGUUUGAACAGGAGAUCGACGAACUGGAAAACGAGACCAUCGAUGGC